Messenger RNA from Solea solea (common sole), 5685 nucleotides. It is a transcript of the gene slc24a4b, whose product is annotated as solute carrier family 24 member 4b. The record is from RefSeq and is a predicted model, not a curated record. Gene Ontology annotation, molecular function: calcium channel activity; calcium, potassium:sodium antiporter activity. Bases 629 to 2416 code for a protein of 595 amino acids. The transcript is spliced from 17 exons. Gene Ontology annotation, cellular component: membrane. Gene Ontology annotation, biological process: calcium ion transmembrane transport; intracellular calcium ion homeostasis. Lineage: Eukaryota; Metazoa; Chordata; Actinopteri; Pleuronectiformes; Soleidae.
GGCGCCCUGUGAGUGAGAGAAGAGCAAGCGCGGCACGACUGUUGGCCCGAAUUUAACAAUUAACCUUGAUGAGCACGGAUUGGUUUCACUCAACAGGCGCAGGUGCGCGAGGUCCGCGGUACGGCGCAGCUGAGCAGCUCCACGUUAAUGAGCGGACGUUGACGCAUUUCGUGCCAAACACAGAAACUCCACGGAUGCAGAGGAGCUUUGUAGCCGAUAUUAUUACAGUAUUUGUUUUCUUCACGGGACAGGAUGCAGAGAGCACCGGGAGCCUGUUGUCCGCUGCUCGUCUUCUUGCAGAAUCCGUCCCCAGGAGCGUCGCUAAACUGAUUUUGAUGCCCUACAUCUGAAUUUGACCGCAGUGUCAUUGGCCGGUUCACAGUCCCAGCAGCAGCAGAGAGGCAUCUCCUCGGCUCCGGAGACGGGAAGAAGAGAGAAAGUGUCCGCUUCACUACUCUCUCCGUCUGCGCGCUGCACGCAGUGGAAUGAGGACCGCGUCCCGGCUCUGCUCCGCGUAAAGGGGAGGCAGUUUCAAGGACGCAUAGAAGAUAAAAAAGAGUGAGGGGGGGAAGAAAAAGAGAGGAGAGAGUGGGGGAGAAAAAAGUGGCCACCGGCCGAGCAGAGAAGCAUGGAGCGGGACGACACGGACACGAUGGGCCCGUCUAAAAAGACAAUAAUUUCCAAGAUAUUUAAAGUUCGUAAGAGGAGGGAGAUGCUUUUCGUUCAGGUGUGUUUCAUCUGCUGUGUCCUCUCCGUGGCGUGGGGCAUGUCGGUGCUGUUGACCAAGACAGGUCAUGGGAUGGUGGUGGAGGGACAGCCCAACCUGGAACACUGGGGGAGACGGCUGAUGGCCUCGGUGUCCGAUAACGACACAGAGCCGAAGAACUGUUCAGAGCCAGCAAUACAUGAGUUCCCUGGAGAUCUUUUCACCAACAAGGAACGGAAGACCGGGGCCGUUAUGCUGCACAUUGUGGCGACGCUCUACAUGUUUCUGGCCCUGGCCAUAGUGUGCGACGAGUAUUUCGUGACAUCGCUGGAGAAGAUAUGUGAGAAACUGGAUCUCAGUGAAGAUGUUGCCGGUGCCACCUUCAUGGCAGCUGGCAGUUCUGCACCGGAGCUUUUUGCAUCUGUCAUCGGUGUCUUCAUCACCCACGGAGAUGUGGGGGUGGGAACCAUCGUUGGCUCAGCGGUCUUCAACAUCCUUUGCAUCAUUGGUGUCUGCGGGAUCUUCGCUGGACAGGUGGUGAUGCUAACCCGGUGGGCCGUUUUCAGGGAUUCCUUCUACUACAUCCUGUCUAUUCUGGCUUUGAUCGCGUUCAUCUAUGACGAGAAGAUUGUUUGGUGGGAGAGUUUGGUGCUGGUACUCAUGUACGCCGGUUACAUCCUCGUCAUGAAAUUUAACUCCAGCAUGCAGAGGCUUUUCAUGGGGAAGUCGAAAAAGAACGUGGCCAACGGUAACGCCGCGGCCAGCAGUGAGAUGGAGGACGUGAAGCCCAGCAAAGCUUACAGCCGCGGCUCAGUGGUGAUGGUGGACGAGAUCAUGAACGCCAGCCCGUCCAAGUUCAGGUUCCCGGAGGCUGGCCUUCGCGUCAUGGUCACCAGCCAUUUUGGACCCAAGACCCGCCUGCGCAUGGCCAGUCGCCUCAUCAUUACAGAGCGUCAGAAGUUGGUUCAAGCAUCCAACGGCGUGGAGACACAAGUGGUUGACGGCAAGGUCGAAAUCGAGAACGGGAACGUGCCAGAGGACAAACCCCCAGAGGCGGAGGAGAACGAAACCAUCUCUCCGUUUGGUAUUCCAAGGGGCUGUGGCAGCAGAGUGAAGUGGCUGAUCUCGUGGCCUCUGCUCCUCUUGCUGUUCUUCACCGUGCCAAACUGUGCCAAGCCUCGCUGGGAGAAAUUCUUCAUGGUCUCCUUCAUUCUGUCCACGGUUUGGAUCGCAGUCUUCUCAUACCUGAUGGUCUGGAUGGUGACUAUAAUUGGCUACACUCUGGGAAUCCCUGAUGUCAUCAUGGGCAUCACUUUUCUGGCAGCAGGCACCAGCGUCCCAGACUGCAUAGCCAGUCUCAUCGUCGCUCGGCAAGGUCUGGGAGACAUGGCCGUGUCCAACACCAUCGGCAGCAACGUGUUUGAUAUCCUGGUCGGUCUCGGGGUUCCCUGGGCCUUGCAGACCAUAUGUAUAGACUAUGGAUCAGAGGUGAUGAUCAACAGUCGGGGCCUGGUGUAUUCGGUGGUGCUCCUGCUCGGCUCUGUGGCCCUCACGGUUCUGGGGAUCCACCUGAAUAAAUGGAGGCUGACCGUGAAGCUGGGCAUCUACGUCCUGAUCCUGUAUGCCAUUUUCCUCUGCUUCUCCAUCCUGAUCGAGUUCAACGUCUUCACCUUUGUCAACCUGCCCAUGUGCAUAGAGGUGGACCUGUAGGAGUAGUAGUCGUUAGUUGCACAGCAGCAUGUCUCGGAAUACCAAAACCUCAAAGCUCUCAUGGCACACCCAGACUUUGAUUUUCUUUUUUCUUCUUCCAAUAAUACUGGACCUAUCUGCAAGACCCCGUCCCCUUCUCAUCCUUGUGAUUCUUUAGUCCCAAAUGUGAUAAAUUAAAUAUGAAUUUCCUCCAGAGGGAGAACACUGUGAUGGUGGAUAGGUCUCUGUCUCCCGAUCACACGGUUCCUUCCUUUUUUCUUUUUUUUUUUUAAAUUUAUUACAGGUGUUACCUGUUACUGCAGUAAAGUCUUUAGUUCCUGUGUGCACUCUCUGCCCAUUUAGCAUGCCUUUUUAGAUGUUGGGGACGUCCAGAAUCAUAAGUGCCCCCCGCCCCCCCACCCCCCCGUUGAUUGUUGGUGUGCGUUUUCAUUGUUCACAUUGUAGAUUUCCACACACCCGUUUUUUCAAAGCCUUUCAACAAACCAAACUAGAGUUCUGUGAAGGGAAAAAGAGCAACCAAAAUCUCAUACGUAGAGCAAUUGACCAAGAUAUUUCCCCCAGCACCCCAAAGAAACAAACAAAAAAAAAGAAACACUUUUCCUUCCUUUUCCCUCUUGACCUCUGGAGGAGGUUCUUGUCGUCGGCAGCUCCCCCUCCUCCAGUCCUGGACCUGACUCUCCCGGCAUGGCCUUUGGCAUCAGGGAGCAGAUCGUGUUAGCGGUUCACUUCACUCGCCCCUUGCGCAACUCCUCUCCGCCCUCAUCUGCUUGAUUGAAUCUACUUCUUCUUUUUCUUAACAAAAAAAAACAAAAAACAAAGAAAGAAAGAGGAAAAAAAAAAGACACCGUCAGGACACUCUGUUGUCGGAAUAAGCCACAGUCCGUGUCAGUCGACUGUGAAGGUGUUAUGCAUAUGCAGCACUGCACAAUGUAAACUUGUAAACACGUUUAUUUUUUUUUUUGUAUUUAUUUCUUUUUGUCUCGUAUGAAAUGUGGAGGAGGGCUUUGUUGCAAGGCGCACAUGGAAAAAUGGGUUUUCUUGCUUUUGUGCUGUAAGGAGAUUUGACCACUCGGAGGGGUAGUAAUGCAGGCUGCUGGGAGGGGAUUCCACGCCAGUGCUGGGUUGUUCCUCUUUUCCCUCUGCACAACUUCAGAGAAGAAGCAAAACGACUGUCUCCGGAUAAAUGGGAUGCAUCUUAUUUUUUGUCAUCAUCUGAUGGCUUCUCGUCUCGAGAGCAGCGGCUGCGUGGAGAGAGAGUUGUUUUAAAGAAAAAUGCAAAGAAACCAGGCAGUCACUUGUCAACACUGUCUGCUGUAACAGCCUUUGGACAGUAGGGGGUUCUGCAGCCCCUCUACCCAGGCCAAGGGUACAAACUACAGGUGUCGGUUAUCAGGGAAACUUGGAAAUGGACAACUCCAAGAGGCGGCGAUGGUGAUGGUCUAUUGAUUUUUGAGUUACAUGUAUAUAUUGCACUUUAACAGCCAUCCUCUCAUUCUGAAUCAACUAGUGCUUCCUUCUGUGUGUGUGUGUGUAUGUAUUUUCAGUGUAUAUGUCUGAGUGUGUGCGUGAGAGAGAGAAUUUUGUGUGUGUGAGUGUUUGUGUGUGUUCCGUACGUUUCUCACACCAGGCUCUCAAACAGACUGGAGCCCUGUGAACACCACGAGUACACACACGCGCACGCGCGCGCCUCUGUCUGCAGUUGCAUGCUGGACAAACGCAGGCUCCUCCACAGCACAGCACAGCAAAAAGGCUGAGGGCUUUCCGGGCUUCGUCUCCAUGGAAACCUGCCCGACCCAUUUUACAAAACUCGGCAGCUACGUGCUACACUGCAAUCCAGACGUUUUUUGUGUGUGUGUGUGUGUGUGUGCGAAGUCCACAAAUGAGGCGCAGAGACUUUGAAAAACUGAAGUGGUGGUGAUUUAAUAUAUCCCUCUGUCACUCUGCUGGCAGCAGGCACUUGUAUAUGCAAUCUCAAUGUAAAGAAAUCUCUGUGUGACGGAAAAGCCCCACCUGCAAGGUUGCCAUAUAAAGGACGGGGGAGGUCCCGUGAAGAUGUGACGUCAGUUUGUCUUGUGGUACUUGAUGUGUGAGCUCACAGGUGUAGGUGUGUGUGUGUGUGUUUCUCAGUUGAGCCAAUAGUUCUGGACCUUUUCUGGCAUUGUGGGAAGUCUGAUUUCACCUCCUGCACACUGUACACACACCCCUUACCGCCCCCUUCUCUUGCACAAGGGCAUUACAUUUUCCCCUGCAACUCAACUUAAAGGAGCAGCAGGGAACACGUGGAUGGAUGAAAGGAUGGAUGACUCUCCUCCACUCCUGGGACUGUCACUGCUCCGUGGACCUGGGUGAGGGCAGACUUUAAGGAAUUUUUAAAGAGAAUUGGACCCCCCUUAAAACUGCUUUUAUUCCAGGGUUCCGAUUGCAGCGUUUGCUGGACAGAGGUGACCACACAGGGCCCACAGACUAACCCCUCACAUCCUCGUAAACUUUCCUCACCCUCCAAACCUUCUCCAGUGGGUCUUCUGUACAUACAGGACCUGUUUUUUGAUGCUUUUUGUGGGGAAAAGGCAUGUUUGUACUGUAAAAUUGAGUUGAUUCAGAAUGUGCAGUGUUAAGGUUUUUAGGUUUUAGUUUUUUUUCUCUCUUCUGUUGCUGCUCUGUGUGGUCAUGUCCCAUUUGUCAGGUUUGAGCGGUAACACCUCAGCAGGGGAAAAAAAAACACUGCUUUUUUUUGUUCUGUUUUUCUUUCUUGUCCUCAUUUUGACACGCGGCAUCUGUUCUCACUGGUCGUCUGAAUCUUUGUAACAAGAAGUCUGCGUUUGGAGAGAGGAGGCAUUAAAAAAAAAAAUAAAAAGUGAUUUCCGAUGCCAUACUUCGUCGUAGCUCUGCAUAAAAACCUAGAUUGUAUGGAAGUGGUAUAGCAAAGUGAGCGCACACUUUAGACACACGCACACACGUUUAGCAGUUUCAAACGAACGUGAGAGAGGAGGAUUGGUGUGUAUUUCUUGACUGAAUGCGACCCGAUGCACUGUGAGCUCAAUGUGAUGUGGGAGUUGUUUGUCCAGAAUAAUAAAUGAUUAAAAAAAAUAAUGAGAUAUAUAUAUAUAUAUAUAUAUUUAAUGUAAAGUUAGUUACUAUAAAAAAACAUUACUGAGGACAUCUGUAUAACUUAUAUGAAUGUAUUGUCUUGCUAUACUGGACAUAUCCAACCAAUGCAUUUUACUGUAAAGCAAUAAUGUGAAGAAAAAAGAAUAAAAUGGCAGAAAUAA